Acanthopagrus latus (yellowfin seabream) is the source of this 1815-nucleotide messenger RNA. Its product is annotated as hemicentin-2-like. Gene Ontology annotation, biological process: cell adhesion. Gene Ontology annotation, molecular function: integrin binding. The record is from RefSeq and is a predicted model, not a curated record. NCBI's taxonomy places the organism in Eukaryota, Metazoa, Chordata, Actinopteri, Spariformes, Sparidae. The transcript is spliced from 5 exons. Bases 429 to 1343 code for a protein of 304 amino acids.
UUUAAUUAAUUGUGAGAUUACCACUUAUUAUUGAUGGUGAUUAUAAUAUGUUGUUGGAAGGCAUCUCAAUUAAUAUAAAUGUAUCAGAUUUAUUGGUUUGCCACAUUUAUGAACUACAUUUGGCUUUAAAGAAGCAGAUACUGAAAAGGGGUCAUUUAUGUAUUAACUUCAGAUCUUAGUCACAGUAUUAUCUCCACUGUAAAGUGCUGGUGGGUCAUUUCCUGCUGGAAGAUCCCUGCAGUUUUUCUGAGGCCUGCCACCUGUUAAAUUUCCCUCUUUCCCUUUAACCCCCCACCCCCAAAGUCAGCUGGGAUGAAGGAGGCCCUUUUGUUCCAACAUAGUUCCCUGCAGGGUUGCCAAGCUUGUUCAAGUUGGAGUUUUUUGCUUUUCUCUCGCCCCUGAAUCGACGGCUCGGUGCAGAAAAUAACAUGGGGAACAACUUUGUGCAGUGGAUCCUGACGCUGUGCAUGAUUUACUCAGUGUCAGGUGAAGGCUGCUCCCUGAUCCUCAAGCCCUCCAGGGUGGUGGUGGGCUUCGGGGAGCCGGUGUCGGUCAGCUGUGAGGCCGCUCGGCCCGUGCGAGUCCUCGGCUGGGAAUCGGCCAUCAGUGCUUCACACACCCAACAGGACCUGUCCGUCCAGUGGAAGGUGGACAGUCUCAUCGACUGGAUCGAGGAGCCCAUCUGCUACGGGGUGUUCUUCACUGCGCCGAGACAGUGUGAGGAGAAACUCAACCUCGUCCUCUACAAAACCCCAGAUAGCGUCUCCAUCAGGCCCGUGAACCACACCGGCCCCAUGGUGGAAGGAAAAGAGUACCAGCUGCUCUGCGAGGUCCAGAAUAUUGCUCCCGUUCAGUACCUCACCCUGAGGUGGUACCGAGGACAAACCGAGGUUUAUAAUCACUCCUUCUCUGACCUCACAUCUUCCUCGCCCGUCCAAGUGUCCUCCAUCCUCGUCGUCACACCAACCAAAGCAGAGAAUGGAGCGCAGUACAGGUGCGUGGCGGUGCUGGAGCUCGGACCAGAGGGACCACAACCACCUCCAACUGUGACCUCCGAGCCUCUUAAUGCGUCUGUGUACUUUCCCCCAACGUUCCUCAGUCCUGAACCAGAAUCUUUGGAUCUUAUAGAAGGCACUGAGAUUACCUUGAACUGCACUGCCACAGGUAACCCCACACCUGUUUACAGCUGGCAAUCCUCCCAUCCCAUUCAGGAGACGAUGGAGGAUGAAGCAGUUCUUACCUCCUCCUCGCUGCUGCCAGGUACCUACACCUGCACCGCCUCCAAUACACUGGAGAAGAAGAGCAAGCAGUUCAUUGUCAAGGCCAAUACCAAAGGUGUUUGAAACAAGAGACCUCCAGAUGGGAUCAGACGACCACACAAACAAGGAAAACUCAACUAAGGGGAUUUUUCUGUUGCAGCUUUGGAGACAGAAAAGACAAUGCAUUCAGCAGAUAUUUAUGAGGAUCUUGCUAUCAGGCAGAAUUAGAUAUAAUAUUUUUAAAAGAGAUCUGAAUAUACGAUGUUUGGUAACUGAUAGAUUGUAGAUUUGGGGUUAGGGAUAUAGAUCACUUUGUGUGCUGUCCAUGUGAUAUCCUGUAUCUAAUGUAUAUUUUUGCUAGACUUGUUUGACCUUGUAACAUAGAAAACGUGUAGCUCGUCUGGAUAUAGCAAAUGAUGACUACAUUAUCAUUAAUGUACAAUUUUUAAUACUGAAUGUUGAAGAUCAGCAGUCCAUUAUUGUAAAUAUGAACCGUUUCUUGAUUUGCUUGUCUUUAUGAAUAAAAGUAAAACUAUGAAAAACACUUGAUACGUUU